Molecule: messenger RNA, 408 nt
Organism: Labrus bergylta (ballan wrasse)
Lineage: Eukaryota; Metazoa; Chordata; Actinopteri; Labriformes; Labridae
Source: RefSeq, a predicted model, not a curated record
GUGACAUCAGAGGCAGACGUGCAGUCGGCGGUGUCCCUGGCCAGAGAGAAGUUUGGAAAGCUGGACCUCGCGGUGAACUGUGCCGGCAUCGCUGUCGCCUUUAAAACCUACAACUUCAAGAAGGACUUACCUCACAGCCUGGAGGACUUCCAGCGCGUUAUCAAUGUGAACAUCGCAGGAACCUUCAACGUGAUCCGCCUGGCGGUGGGGGAGAUGGGAAAGAACGAGCCUGACGCGGACGGACACAGGGGCUGCAUCAUCAACACGGCCAGCGUGGCAGCUUUUGACGGACAGGUCGGCCAGGCGGCGUAUUCAGCUUCUAAAGGCGGCAUCGUUGGAAUGACUCUCCCCAUCGCUCGAGAUCUGGCACCCAUGGGCAUCAGGGUCGUCACCAUAGCACCUGGUUAG